AUGUUUGCUAAUACCUUGUUGCAAACAUCAUUGAACAAUGAGUACAUGCUCAAGAAUUUAGAAGUAGGUUUGAAUUGUCGAAGUUCGUUAACUUCCAUGAUUUACCAAAAACUGUUGAAGUUAUCAUCAGAACUGAAACUAAAUAUAUCUAGUGGUGAUAUCAUAAAUUUAAUGAGUGUUGAUGUUAACAGAAUUCAAAAUGUUUUAACAAAUCUAAGUACUUUAGUCUUGGCUCCUAUCGAUAUUGUUUUAUGUAUUGUUUCAUUAUGGCCAUUGCUAGGAAAGGCUACAUUUGCUGGGAUUUUUACCAUGAUUUUUCUUGUUCCCAUAAACUCAAUCAUUAUAAAGUAUCUGCGUCGAUUAAAUAAGACCCAAAUGAAACUUAAAGACAAUAGAUCAAGAAUAAUCAAUGAUAUCCUUUCUUCGAUCAAAAGUAUCAAGUUGUAUGCUUGGGAGAAACCCAUGCUUGAAAAGUUAUCCAAUGCUAGAAAUGACCUUGAAUUGAAGAAUUUACGAAAGAUCAGAUUGAUUAAUCAAGGUGCUUUAUUCAUUUGGAACAUAAUCCCGUUCUUGGUUUCGUUUACGUCAUUUGCGACAUUUGCAUUGAUUCUGAACAUUCCAUUAACUUCAGAUAUUGUGUUCCCAGCAUUGGCAUUGUUAAACUUGUUAUCGUCACCUUUAUUACAAUUACCUAUGGUUAUAACAUCCAUGAUUGAAGCAUCAGUUGCCAUUACCAGGGUUCGUGAUUUCCUUGUAAGUGAAGAAAUUGAUGAAUCAAUGAUUGUACGUAUUGCUAAGCCUGCCAUUGAUGAACCCGCUGUAAAAAUUACAAAUGCUAAUUUCCAUUGGACGAGAGAAAAGUACAGCGAUACUGUUGUUCAACCAAGCACGCUUCGUAAUAUCAAUUUUUCCGUAAAUAAAGGAGAAUUAUCAUGUAUUGUUGGUAAAGUGGGCAGUGGGAAGACAUCGCUCUUGCAUGCAUUGCUAGGCCAACUCAUAAUCACAAAAGGAAAAUUGGGCACAUCUCCAUCAGUUGAAAUUAGGGGGAGUGUGGCUUAUUGUUCUCAACAACCAUGGAUCAUGAAUGCAAGUGUACGUGAAAAUAUCUUGUUUGGGUGCAGGUAUGAUGAAAAUGUCUACCAAGAAACCAUAUCUGCAUGUCAAUUGAUCCCUGAUUUGGCUAUACUUCCUGAUGGUGAUGACACUCAAGUUGGUGAAAAGGGAGUAUCACUUUCUGGAGGCCAAAAGGCAAGAUUGGCAUUAGCAAGAGCAGUGUAUGCUCGUGCUGAUGUGUAUUUAUUUGACGAUGUACUUUCCGCAGUUGAUUCCCAUGUUGCAAAAAACAUAGUGGAUUUAGUAUUGAGUAAAAAUGGGUUAUUAGGUGGGAAAUGCAUUGUUUUAUGUACGAACAAUAUGAAUGUGUUGAAUUCAGCAGAUAUGGUUACAUUAAUGGAAAAGGGAGAGAUUACAGAACAAUCAACUGUGACAGAGAUUGAUGAAAUAUAUCAUCCGAAAUUGCACGAGUUGAUUAGAGAUUUCGGAAAACAAACAGUACCCGAUAAAAAUCUUGAGCUUGUUCCCAAAAUUCCUGUUGUUCGUCCGAGAAGUUUACGUCGUGCUAGUAUUGAAACCUUCCAUUGGGAUCCAUUGAACAAACUUUUACCUAAUUUGCGUACUGGGCAAACUAAUGAAGUCAGUCAACAAGGGAAAGUUUCAUGGUCGGUGUAUUUAGCAUAUAUCAAAGCAUGUUCUAUCCCAGGUGGUAUAUUCUGGUUUGUAUUGUUACUCCUUGCUUCGGCAUUAUCAGUUGCUGGUAAUUAUUGGUUAAAACAUUGGACAGAGCUGAAUUCGAAAACUGGAGGUAAUUCCGACGUGUGGAUGUUUAUUAUUGUUUAUGCUAUUUUUGGAUUGUCUGCUGCUAUAAUGACUGUGGCUCGUGGUUCUGUGAUGAUGCUUUGGUUGGGUAUGAAUGCGUCGAGAAAGAUCCAUGAUGGGAUGGCCGAACGAGUUGUUUAUUCACCUAUGGUUUUCUUUGAAAGAACUCCAAUUGGGAGAAUUAUGAAUAGAUUUACUAAUGAUAUCAACAAAAUUGAUGAUGGUAUUCCGCAAGUUUUUCAAGGAUUUAUUGCCCAAAGUGUCAGGACGAUAUUUACAUUGGGUGUAGUCAGCUAUGUCAUUCCGUUAUACAUUAUAAUUAUCAGUGUGCUUUCGAUUAUCUACAUUUAUUAUGAGAUUUAUUAUGUUAGCAUCUCACGAGAAUUGAAAAGGUUGGUGUCUGUGUCGCGAUCGCCAAUAUAUGGCCAUUUAGGUGAAAGUUUAAAUGGGAUCGAUACAAUUCGGGCAUAUCAGCAGGAUAAUCGAUUCGAGUUUAUUAACAAUGUUAAUAUUGAUUUUAACUUGAAAUCGGUAUAUAUGUUGAGGUCUAUUAAUCGUUGGUUGUUCUUUAGAUUGCAAUUCAUUGGUGCAAUUGGAGUAUUAUCAGCUUCAGGCUUGUGCAUUUAUAGUUUGACAACGAAGCAUCCCUUGACUUCAUCCAUGGCUGGGUUUGUUAUGACUUAUGCAUUACAAGUCACAAGUUCAUUGAAAUUAGUGGUUAGAACAUCAGCUGAAGUGGAAACAAGUAUUGUUGCUGUGGAGAGAUGUUUAGAAUAUAUGGAAUUGUCAAUUGAAGAUACUGAAUCUCCUGUUGUUCCGCCACCUGCUUGGCCCAUUGAUGGAAGUAUCAAGUUUAAUGAUUAUUCUACAAGGUACAGAGCCAAUUUGGAUCUUAUUCUUAAGCAUAUAACUAUGACAGUUAAACCAGGAGAGAAGAUUGGGAUUGUUGGUAGAACUGGGGCCGGUAAGUCAUCGCUUGCAUUGGCAAUAUUCAGAAUAAUUGAGCCGGUUGAAGGAAACAUUGAAAUUGAUUCAUUAAACACUAGUCAUAUUCCUUUAUAUGAUCUUAGACAUAGGUUGAGUAUUAUACCCCAAGAUUGUCAGUUAAUUGAAGGUACUAUUCGUCUGAAUCUUGAUCCGUUUAAUUAUUAUACUGACGAAGAAGUAUGGCAGGCGCUUGAAUUGGCCCAUUUGAAAGAACAUAUCUUGAGUUUGAAGGAUGAAGAAGAUAAAUUGUCAUGUAAAGUGUAUGAAAAUGGGGCUAAUUUUUCAUCUGGGCAGCGUCAAUUGAUGUCAUUGGCAAGAGUAUUACUUAAAAUGAACGAUCUGAAGAUAUUGGUGCUUGAUGAAGCCACCGCUGCAGUUGAUGUACAAACGGACAAGAUUAUUCAAGAGACGAUAAGAGAACAAUUUAAGAGCAAAACGAUAGUUACUAUCGCACAUAGAUUAGAAACGGUUAUGGAUAGUGAUAAAAUUGUCUGCUUGGACCAAGGAGAGUUACGUGAAUUCGAUAGUCCAAAGAAUUUACUUGAAAAGCAAGGUAUCUUUUAUCAUUUGUGUAAAGAAGGUGGUUAUGUAUAGGAUAUUUAUACUUUUAUAGAAAUAAAAAGACGUUAGCAAAA
This is a messenger RNA of Spathaspora passalidarum NRRL Y-27907, 3497 nucleotides long. RefSeq lists its product as uncharacterized. Bases 1 to 3456 code for a protein of 1151 amino acids. Gene Ontology annotation, cellular component: membrane. Gene Ontology annotation, molecular function: ABC-type transporter activity; ATP binding; ATP hydrolysis activity. Lineage: Eukaryota; Fungi; Ascomycota; Pichiomycetes; Serinales; Debaryomycetaceae. Gene Ontology annotation, biological process: transmembrane transport. The record is from RefSeq and is a predicted model, not a curated record. The transcript is spliced from 2 exons.